GAAGACAUCAGUGUGAUCGCAUUCCUCUUGUUAACAACAUGGCAGCCAAGAUUGCUUUCCUCGCGGCGAUGGUGGGCCUGAUUGCGGCGGCGCCUCAGUACAACUACGAGCCCCCUCAAGCGCCCUCCUCCCUCUACGAGACGCCCCUGGACGCCGCCCCUCAGAACAUCGUCCCUGCAGUUGUCAGCCCGCCGAUGCAAGGAAUGCCGUACGACUUCACGUGGGGCGUCGAGGACGGCGACAGCGGCAACGCCUUCAGCCACGUGGAGAACAGCGACGGCCAGACGACCCAGGGCGAGUACCGCGUCCUUCUUCCCGACGGACGAACUCAGGUGGUCAAAUUCUACGACAACGGCGACGGCUUCAACGCUGAGGUCACCUACGAGAAAUGAGGCGCCUCGACUGAACGCCCACUUCCGCCCUUCCUUCUGUCAUAAAUCAUCUAUGUAUUUUUUCAUGUUACGUUGUCAUUCAUCUCUUGCCAUGCGAGGUUUGUCUAGUUGAAUAAAAUACAGUUUCUUAUUCAAA
Molecule: messenger RNA, 528 nt
Organism: Penaeus vannamei (Pacific white shrimp)
Lineage: Eukaryota; Metazoa; Arthropoda; Malacostraca; Decapoda; Penaeidae
Source: RefSeq, a predicted model, not a curated record